Molecule: messenger RNA, 1138 nt
Organism: Castor canadensis (American beaver)
Lineage: Eukaryota; Metazoa; Chordata; Mammalia; Rodentia; Castoridae
Source: RefSeq, a predicted model, not a curated record
GGUCCGGGUCCGGGUCGGGCUCGGUAAUCACAGGCAGUUGGACGGCCCGGGGCUCCGCGGCCGCAGCAAGAGUGCACUGAGCGCCCGCUUGCCAUGUCCAGGAAGAAGACCUCCAAGAGCAAGGCGGGGAGCGUACCUGCUGCCUCGGCGCUGCCCGCCGCCAACGGGUCCCGGCCGGCGCGCCCCGGGUCCGCGCACCCUGGCUCUGAGACGCCGCCCAACGGGCCCCCGCAGCCCAGCCGGCCCUCGCUGGGUGGCGGUGGUGACUUCUACUACGACGUCGCCUUCAAGGUCAUGCUGGUGGGGGAUUCAGGAGUAGGGAAGACCUGCCUACUCGUGCGCUUCAAGGAUGGAGCCUUCCUGGCAGGCACCUUCAUCUCCACUGUGGGCAUUGACUUCCGGAAUAAAGUUGUGGAUGUGGAUGGCAUGAAGGUGAAGCUGCAGAUCUGGGACACAGCUGGUCAGGAGCGGUUCCGCAGUGUCACCCACGCCUACUACCGGGAUGCUCAUGCACUGCUGCUGCUCUAUGAUGUCACUAACAAGGCCUCCUUUGACAACAUCCAGCACACUGAGCUUUUCUGGAAAUGGGCACCCUAUGGGGUCUGCCUUGGAGUCAGCGUUCCAACAGGGCAAAGUGCACAGGGAACACCAGCCCCCAGCCUGGUCCCAGCUGUCCCCACACAGGCCUGGCUGACUGCGAUCCAGGAGUAUGCCCGGCACGAUGUGGUGCUCUUGCUGCUGGGGAACAAGGUGGACUCUGCUCAAGAGCGUGUGGUGAAGAGGGAGGACGGGGAGAAGCUGGCCAAGGAGUACGGGCUGCCUUUCAUGGAGACCAGUGCCAAGACGGGCCUCAACGUAGACUUGGCCUUCACAGCCAUAGCAAAGGAGCUGAAACAGCGCUCCAUGAAGGCUCCCAGCGAGCCCCGCUUCCGGCUGCACGACUAUGUUAAGAGGGAGGGUCGAGGGGCCUCCUGCUGCCGUCCCUGAACCUGGCUGAGCUCAGUCCCACUUUGAAGGAAACAGCCCUGGAGGGCUGGACAGCGGGUCUAUAGGCCCUUCUGACUUCAUCAAGUGGACACCCCAGGGUGCCCAUUUCCAGGACUCCUGGAUCAAGCUUCAUCCCUUAGUCCCAUCUUAA